Ipomoea nil (Japanese morning glory) is the source of this 1764-nucleotide messenger RNA. RefSeq lists its product as uncharacterized. The coding region runs from base 1 to 1764 and encodes 587 amino acids. The transcript has a single exon. The record is from RefSeq and is a predicted model, not a curated record. Lineage: Eukaryota; Viridiplantae; Streptophyta; Magnoliopsida; Solanales; Convolvulaceae.
AUGGUAUCAGAGCACGGUAGGGGCUCUUACGCUGCAGUUCUCACCGGCGAGAUGAAUCAACAAGCUCAGCCGGCAGCUUCUCCAGUCCAAACAGAAGCUUCAUCCACGAUUCCACAGAGGACAUCAGCUCGAAAUUCUAGCCUGGAGGAGAUGGCGAAUCCUCUCUUCCUCAGUUCCACAGACAAUCCGAGCACAGUGCUCGUGAAUCCUCCUUUAAUCGGCAGCUCUAAUUAUGCCGCUUGGUGUAUCUCAAUGCGAAUUGCAUUGGAAGUUAAGAACAAGUGGUCCUUCAUCGAAGGAAGCGUUCCGAUGCCGAAUCGCGAAAGUAUUGAGCACGGUGCUUGGAGACGCUGUAACUUGAUCAUCUGUUCAUGGAUAUUCAGGUCAGUGCAUCCGUCUAUUGCUGCUAGUAUUAUGCAUCUAGAUCAAGCGAAGGAAGUUUGGGAUGAUCUCAGGAAGAGAUUCUCACAGUGUGAUGCUCAAAGGAUCUCUACAUUGCAAAAUGAGAUCUAUGGACUCAAACAGAAUAAUCUCUCUGUUAAUGAGUAUUAUACAAGGUGCAAAACCUUAUGGGAGGAGAUGAAUACCUUGCGUCCACUGCCAAUCUGCAAGUGUUGCAAGUGUGAUCCUAGGUGUCCAUGUGAUCUUGUUGAGGAGAUCAGGAGAGAUCGCGACAUUGAUCGCGUUAUUCGUUUCCUUCAAGGACUCAACGAAGAUUAUGCCAACUUAAAAGCUAAUGUUCUCAUCCUUGAUCCGUUACCUGAAGUUUAUAAGGUCUUCGUCAUGGCGGAGAAACUAGAGAGGCAGAUCAACCUGGUAAAUUGGAGUACAGGAAGUCUGGAAAUGAACCAAGCCAAUGCUGUUCACACUCAGGAUUCUAAUGGCCAGGAAGCUACUGGUACGAAUGUGCACAACCAGAAUUUCAGUGGUAAUAAUGAGGUGAUAGCUGCUAUGAACUCUCAUAAUUCUUACAACUUCAAACGUAAUAAUAAUGGGAGCAAGGGAGCUAAAUGUACCUUUUGUGGUAUGAAUGGACAUACCGUUGACAAAUGUUAUAAGAAACACGGCUACCCACUAGGAUGGGUGCCGGGAUUCAAAUCUAAGGCCAAGCAAUCUAUGAAUGUUGCAACUGGAUCUAGCAGCAUAACAGACCUUGGAAUAACCUCUGAUCAAAUACAGAAGCUGAUCAGUCUCCUUCAAAACCAACCUGUCAAGCCAUCAUCUAACACCUCUGCAGCUAUCACCCUCAUUCCAGAAUUCAAGGAGGCACCUAAUGAUCAAGGCAAGUGUUCUGAAAUUAAUGUUAAUAUUAACUCCCUGUUCUUGUGUGAUACUGUUUGGACCAUUGACUCCGGGGCUACAGACCACAUAGUUUGUGCCCUUGAAUAUUUUGAUAAAUAUCAUGCUGUAUAUGAUGUUGAGGUGAAUCUGCCUACUGGUGAGGGAAUAACAGUCCAACAUAAAGGAGAUGUCAGGCUAAAUGAAGAUUUAUGGCUAAGGGAUGCCCUCCACAUACCCUCAUUCAAGUUCAAUAUCAUCUCGGUGAGUAAGUUGUUGCAGGAUUUCUGUUGUGGUCUAACUUUUAUGUCUGGAAAAUGCAUCAUUCAGGGGGCUCAUGGAAGACUCUUGGUUCAGCUAGACAAGAAAGAGGCCUUUACUUAUUACUGGAACCACCUCAGAAAUCAACAUGCCAUCAUCAAAGCUCAGCUGUCCAGUAUGAUGAUAGUAGAAUAUAGCAUCAAAGACUUGGCUAUUUCCCUAUGA